UCGUUGCCCGCCUCGAUCGGCUCAGCUCAGACAGCUCACAACAACCCAGCUUCAGCUUCUGCUUCAGCCUCUCUCGCUCUCUCCAUGGCCGACCGCGUCCACCCCAUGCCACCGCCCACCUCCUCCUCCCCGCCUCGACGACCCGAUCAACAAGCGGACGCGGACGCUGCUGCGGCGCUCACGGAGACGACGCCGCUGCACCCGUCCUUCCGCCGCCCUUUGGCUCCGCCGCCGGGCACCUACAUCAUACAGGUCCCCAAGGACCAGGUCCUCCACGUCCCGCCCCCGGACCGCGCCCGCCGCUACAGGAAGCUCGCCGCGCGCCCCGCCAGACGCCGACUCCUCCGCCGAGCCUGCUGCUUCUCCUGCGCUGCCGUCAUCAUCCUCGUCCUCCUCGCCGCGGCUUUCGUGGGCGCCGUGUACCUCAUCUUCCGGCCCCGCGCGCCAUCCUUCUCCGUCGCGUCCAUCUCCAUCCGCGGCCUCGACAACCCCACCCUCUCCUCGUCAUCCACGCUCUCCCCGGAGCUCGACGCCGGCGUGCGCGCGGACAACGGCGCCAACAAGAAGGUCGGCAUCGACUACCGCGACGGCUGGGAGGUGGCCGUUUCCUACUCCGGUGUGCGGCUCGCGUCCGGGGACUCGCCCGCGUUCUACCAGCCGCCAAGAAACGUGACGGUGUUCCCGGCGGCGUUGAGGGGCCAGGGGGUGAGCUUCACGGAGGAGCAGAGGAGGCAGCUGGCCGCUGAUCAGGCGGCCGGCGCGGUGCCGCUGACGGUGGAGGCAAGGGUGCCGGUGCGGUUGAGGUUCGGGAAGGUGUUGCGGACGUGGACGGUGGACGUGAAGGCGAGUUGCGACGUGGCGGUGGACAAGCUGGCAGGGAACGCGGCGGCGGCGAACAGGGGGUGCAGGGUCAGGGUCAAGCCGCUCUGGUGGUGGUGGUGAUCGCCGGCGCCACCGCUAGCUCAUGCGUGGGUAAUGCUGCCGCUUAACAAUGCAUUGAACACAGAGAUUAAGUCCUACUUAGUAUUCCGCCUGUGAAGUAAAUUAAUCUCAAUGUCUAGAGAAUUUUUGGGGUGUAUAUUUUGGAAUCAAUGUGAAGACUGUCGGUUAUUCAGUAUACAGAAUUCUCGGUUGCACUAUGUCGUAACUGGGGUGAAAUUAAUAU
Phragmites australis (common reed) is the source of this 1165-nucleotide messenger RNA. Its product is annotated as NDR1/HIN1-like protein 13. NCBI's taxonomy places the organism in Eukaryota, Viridiplantae, Streptophyta, Magnoliopsida, Poales, Poaceae. The transcript has a single exon. Gene Ontology annotation, cellular component: plasma membrane. The record is from RefSeq and is a predicted model, not a curated record. The coding region runs from base 85 to 942 and encodes 285 amino acids.